Zophobas morio is the source of this 1069-nucleotide messenger RNA. Its product is annotated as retinol dehydrogenase 11-like. The coding region runs from base 117 to 974 and encodes 285 amino acids. Lineage: Eukaryota; Metazoa; Arthropoda; Insecta; Coleoptera; Tenebrionidae. The record is from RefSeq and is a predicted model, not a curated record. The transcript is spliced from 4 exons.
UUGCCGUUUUUUUGCUUCAUUUUACUUAUCUACAAGUACUCAUCGCAGUGAGUUGCAAAAUUAUACAAGUUUUAAUCAGAUAGCGACUCGUUGAUUACCAAAACACAGACAAUAAAAUGGUGAACUUCUGUAAAAGCAAGAAAUGUUUGCUUGGCAAGACUGCCAUUGUCACCGGCGCCAACACAGGGAUAGGUUAUGAAACGGCCUUAGAAUUCGCAAAACGCGGCUGCCGCGUGAUCAUGGCUUGCCGCAACCAGGAAAAAGCGCACGCGGCCAGAGAAAAAAUCGUGCAAGCAACCGGAAACGAAAACGUCGUCGUCAAAUCAAUCAAUUUAGACACUCUCUCAUCCGUGAGAGCCUUCGCCAAAGACAUCAACGAGAACGAAGACCGCCUGGACUUGCUGGUCAAUAACGCCGGAGCCGCCUAUCUCCCAGACCAAACCACAGAAGAUGGCCUCCAGUUGGAAAUGGCCUGUAAUUAUUUCUCGCCGUUUCUUCUAACUGUCCUCCUUUUGGAUCUUCUAAAGAAGUCCGCGCCUAGUAGAAUCAUCAAUGUUUCUUCCACCGCUGCGUUGUUCAUCCGCAACCUAAACCUAGAAGAAUUGAAUAAGUACGCCGGAUGGAUGUUGUAUUGCAGGACGAAACUUUGUCAGAUUUAUUUCACGCAAGAGCUUGCGAGGAGGCUGGAAGGGACCGAGGUUACCACGUAUUCGUUGCACCCGGGGGCCGUCAACACGGAGUUUUUGAGGUCUUCGACUCUCGGGAGCUGGGUAGCGUCGAAGAUGUUCAAGACGGCUGAAGAAGGUGCCCAGACUAGCAUAUAUUUGGCAUUGGAGGACGGAAUUGAGGAGCACAAUGGAGAGCAUUUUGAAGAUUGCAAAAGAGUUAAACCGUACUGUGGAGCUAGGGAUGAAGAGAAGAGGAAGAAAUUGUGGGAAAUCAGCGAAGAAAUGGUUGGACUACGACAGAAAUAGUUCUAACUUGUUUUUUGUACUUCUAGUUUUGUGUUAAAACGAGAAAAGCGGGAUUUUAUUUAACCUAAAAAAUUAAUAAACUAAAUUAAAUAAUU